Molecule: messenger RNA, 3234 nt
Organism: Cydia fagiglandana
Lineage: Eukaryota; Metazoa; Arthropoda; Insecta; Lepidoptera; Tortricidae
Gene: Eb1
Product: microtubule-associated protein RP/EB family member 1
Exons: 6
Coding region: 154-972 (272 amino acids)
Biological process (GO): protein localization to microtubule; regulation of microtubule polymerization or depolymerization; spindle assembly
Cellular component (GO): cytoplasmic microtubule; microtubule organizing center; spindle midzone
Molecular function (GO): microtubule plus-end binding
Source: RefSeq, a predicted model, not a curated record
AAAGCUUCAAUAAAAAAAAAUAGGCGAGCGUUUUAGACAAAAUUAUUAUUUUAACAAUUUUGCUCAAUCGUAACUCUUAUGUAUUUGUAACUGGUUAAAGCAAAAAAUCCUCAAGAUCGAAUUUAAACAAGGGUGUAAUACCGGACCUGAAAGAUGGCAGUAAACGUAUAUUCAACUAACGUGACUUCGGAGAAUCUGUCUCGACAUGACAUGUUGGCGUGGGUGAACGACUGCCUGCAGUCCAGCUUCGCCAAGAUCGAGGAGCUGUGUACAGGCGCCGCGUACUGCCAAUUCAUGGACAUGCUCUUCCCCGGCAGCGUGCCCAUGAAGCGCAUUAAAUUCAAAACGAAUCUAGAACAUGAGUACAUACAAAACUUCAAAAUUUUACAAGCAGGCUUCAAAAAAAUGCAAGUGGACAAGAUAGUACCCAUUGACAAACUGGUGAAGGGUCGUUUCCAGGAUAACUUUGAGUUUUUGCAAUGGUUCAAGAAAUUCUUUGAUGCCAACUACGGAGGCACGGAUUAUGACGCGCUGGCCGCCCGGGAGGGACUCCCGAUGGGGCACGGGGGCGCCUCGGCGCCGCGCGGGGGCCCCAAGAAGCCCGUGGCGCCCGUCGCCAGGGUGCCGGCCAGACCCCAAACCAUCGGCAAGGCCAACACCGCGGUGCGGUCGCCCCCCGUGAACCUCUCUAGGUUAAAUCAAAGUGCGAAAGGCGACUCUAAAGCUCUGGAUGAACUGAACCUUCAGGUAAACGAACUAAAAGCCACAGUAGAUGGCCUUGAGAAGGAAAGAGAUUUCUACUUCGGGAAACUCAGGGACAUAGAGGUGAUCUGUCAAGAAAUGGAAGAACAGCAAACUGGCCCAAUUGUUCAAAAAAUCCUCGACAUAUUAUAUGCGACUGAGGAUGGAUUCGCGCCUCCCGAGGAGAUCGACGGGGACAACCCGCACCCCCCCGAAGAGGACGAGUAUUGAGCAGGGGUUGACGUGUAACAUGUAUUCGUAUCAUAGUGCUCUUUGUAUAUUAACUCGGAAUUAUCUUGCUUAACCAACACCCGUAUCGAGUGCUUAGUAUUUCACAGCCGAUGUCGUGACCGGUGUACAUUACAACCUCGGUUCGUCUACGGACCGCAACAUUAACCCUUUCACUGCUUGUGACGCGAUAUCGCGCUACAAAGUUAGUUAUAUCUGGUAAUGUAUCUCCGGUGAGAGAAAACAUCUGUUCUGUUAGUGUACUUUAUGUAGUAAUUACCUAAUUACGACCAUUCGUGACUAUUUGCAAAAUUACAGCUUGACUUCAAGUGUUGAAGUAAAUUAUAUUUUUUAUAAGAGUUCAUAUGACAUCCCACAGGUAAAGGUACCUUAUGGCGGUUCGCGCUUACGCUAUUAUUAACGCCACUCCAAUAUUAUUGCGGCGCUAUGCGACGUAAGCGCCAGCCGCCAUAAGGUACCUUUUGCUGUGGAACGUCACAUAUUUUUUCGUUGGAGGAAAAAUUGCACUAUUACUGUUUUAGUAUUCAGAAAGUUCUUAUGGUUACUACUUAAAGUGCAACUGUCUACUGAAUGUACUACAACUUUUGAAUAAGGAAAUGUGCAUUCAUUUUCUUAAACGCACAGGAUUCUUCGAAAACUAAAUUAAACAGGUGUUUUGUAUGUGGCUGUGUCAUACCUAAGUGCAUUACUUUAAACACUGAGCAUUGUUUCUUGACUGAUUCUGUCUAUAUCUGUGUAAGUUGUUUCGAUGGUAUAAAUCUUCUUGUAUUGUUUACUCUGUGUCGGCGAGGCGUUAGCUGUGCAGUGUGGUGCAGAAUGUGUGCUUCUUAAUGUCCUUGUAUUUAUCACUUUGGGCCGCCGGUGCCUGAUUACGUGCAUUUAAUAGGUUGUUAAUUAUGAAAUAUUUACUGUUAUUGUACUUGUUUAAUUCUGUUGAAAUUUCGCAGUUUUCUGAAGUAUAUUGAUAACAAAAUCGUUAAAGUGAUGAAAAUGUUAGAUCUGAUGACCGGGGCGGUUAACCCGCGACGGUCACGAGCCAUUUCGUAAAAUUUUGUAAGUUUGGCAUGUAACUGUACUGUUCUAGACGGCUGUGGAAGUGUAUUGUAGGUAAUCGUUCGGUUUAUUGGUCCGGGCCCAGUAUUAAACGAUGUAGUUAAGACUAAAGGACAUUAAUUUAACCGAGAUAUCCGUAAUGGUCCGUAUAUACUACAAUUGUUAACAUAGUAAACCAAUACACGAGAAUGAUUUAUUUGUUUCCCCUUUUUCCGAUGGAAUUAACAAAAUCAAUAGAAAUAACUUUGUCACGUUUUCCUAUGAUAGCGUGCUUGCAGUUGCACCCAGGCUAGGUCGACCACAAGUCGAAUCAUAUUCCUAUUAGGCGAGAUAUUUGAGUAGAUUUAGGUUAUUGACAUGAUAUAGUUUCCUUAAUUACAUGUUUACAUAUGUAUUCAUAUUCAUACUUCUAAUUAUUGAUUUCAAAAUUGCAGGUGUAGGCUCAAUUAAAAUUUUAAUUUACAGUAGAUACCUACAUGCCCUGGCAAAACAAAAUUUUAAUACACUUGUUACAAACUAUAAUUUGGUAACUAAACGAUUGAAUUGACAUAUUAAUUAGCACUCUCAUGAAGCCUGAGUAAGAUUUAAUGAAAUUAGUAUUUUAAGAAAGAGGGUUAUGUAAAAAUUAUAAAUGUAUAUUAUAUGCAAGUAAUACAUACAAAGAACUUUAAAUCAAAAUGGAACAGAUGACCAAGUUUGGUCUCAGCUACUUAUACAAACCAUAAUUAAAUGGUUCCUGAGUCUGCCCUACAAAUUUAAUAAUAAUAAUACUCUAUAAUUUGCAAACAUUUUCUUUAUAUGUAAUACAUUACCCAUAAAUCUGGAAAGUAAUGUUCGUAAAUGUCCAGAUAUUUCAUGUUUCUGUAUAUUUUAUCAUUUUAAAUUUAUCUAAGUACCUAUCUAAUAACUUUAAGAUUAUAUUGAUAAAACUGUAUAUCAAAAUUAUGCAUGAACAAAAUAAGAAGCCUAAUAGAUUUUAGCACAGUAAUAAUAAAAUGAUAAAUACUUAACGAUGUGCUAACACUGAAAUUGAGGAUGACACCAACAAUUUGUUGCCAGAAAUUAAUGACUACAAUAAUUUAUUUUAACUUUUGCAUAUACAUGUAAACUGCCUUAACAUCAGAUUUUCAAUGCCUCUAAUUUCAGAUUGUAAAUGUCUUAUCAAAUAAAUACCUAAAUCUUUAUUAUAAA